This is a messenger RNA of Papilio polytes (common Mormon), 3925 nucleotides long. It is a transcript of the gene Sf3b3, whose product is annotated as splicing factor 3B subunit 3. The transcript is spliced from 17 exons. NCBI's taxonomy places the organism in Eukaryota, Metazoa, Arthropoda, Insecta, Lepidoptera, Papilionidae. Gene Ontology annotation, cellular component: nucleus; U2 snRNP. The record is from RefSeq and is a predicted model, not a curated record. Gene Ontology annotation, molecular function: U2 snRNA binding; protein binding. Gene Ontology annotation, biological process: mRNA splicing, via spliceosome. The coding region runs from base 213 to 3875 and encodes 1220 amino acids.
CCCAUUUUGAUUGGUCUAUUCCGUUGGCGUCUGCUCUUUGCGGCGCUUAUUCGUGAAUUCAAGCAUGGAGCCAAUACUUUGCGAGGCGUCGGUCACCGGUGCGGCAGCCAUUUUGCGGUGGCUUACUUAUGAAAUUUUAAGAAGUGAAAUAUAUCGUGCUGAAUUGCUGCAAUCACAUUUGUUUUUAACUAAGGAUUGAUGUACAAUUGAAAAUGUACCUUUACAAUUUGACUCUGCAAGGCUCUACAGCCAUUACUCAUGCGGUGCAUGGUAAUUUUUCUGGUACAAAACAACAAGAAAUAGUGAUAUCACGUGGAAAAACUUUAGAGCUGCUUCGACCGGAUCCUAACACAGGAAAAGUACACACAUUGAUGAAAGUGGAGAUAUUUGGCAUCAUACGAUCUAUGAUGUCAUUUCGUCUUACCGGCGGCACUAAAGAUUAUAUUGUGAUUGGCUCAGAUUCGGGCAGAAUUGUUAUUCUUGAAUAUAUCGCAAACAAGAACAUUCUAGAGAAGGUACAUCAAGAAACAUUUGGGAAGUCUGGUUGCAGACGCAUUGUUCCCGGACAAUAUUUGGCCAUUGACCCCAAAGGAAGAGCGGUUAUGAUUGGUGCAAUAGAAAAGCAAAAGUUGGUGUACAUUCUGAACAGAGAUGCGGAGGCUAGAUUGACAAUUUCAUCACCGCUAGAGGCUCAUAAAUCUAACACAUUGGUUUACCACAUGGUGGGAGUGGAUGUUGGUUUUGAAAACCCAAUGUUUGCAUGUUUGGAAAUUGAUUAUGAAGAAGCUGAUUCUGAUCCUACUGGUGAAGCUGCUCAAAAAACACAACAGACAUUAACAUUCUACGAAUUAGAUUUGGGCUUGAACCAUGUAGUGAGAAAAUAUUCCGAACCAUUGGAGGAGCAUGCAAACUUUCUUAUAACAGUUCCUGGAGGCAAUGAUGGUCCUUCUGGAGUGCUUAUAUGUUCAGAAAACUACCUAACAUACAAAAACUUGGGUGAUCAACAUGACAUCCGUUGUCCUAUACCAAGAAGACGUAAUGAUUUGGAUGAUCCUGAAAGAGGAAUGAUAUUUGUAUGCUCUGCUACACACAAAACUAAAUCCAUGUUUUUCUUCCUGGCACAAACUGAACAGGGUGAUAUAUUUAAAAUUACAAUUGAAACUGAUGAUGAUAUGGUAACUGAAAUAAAACUCAAAUAUUUUGAUACUGUGCCUGUCGCAACAUCCAUGUGUGUAUUGAAAACUGGAUUUCUCUUUGUCGCCUGUGAAUUUGGUAACCACUACUUGUACCAAAUUGCACAUUUGGGAGAUGAAGAUGAUGAACCGGAAUUCAGUUCUGCAAUGCCUUUAGAGGAAGGAGAUACAUUCUUCUUUGCUCCCAGACCUCUAAGGAAUUUAGUUUUGGUUGAUGAAUUGGACUCACUAUCACCUAUAUUAGCAUGUCGCGUGGCGGAUUUGACUGGCGAAGAUACACCUCAAGUAUACUUAGCAUGUGGUCGAGGACCUAGAUCUUCUUUAAGAGCUUUAAGACAUGGUUUAGAAGUAGCAGAAAUGGCGGUCUCUGAACUGCCAGGCUCUCCCAAUGCUGUAUGGACAGUCAGAAGACACAAAGAUGAGGAAUAUGACUCUUACAUCAUAGUGUCGUUCGUGAACGCGACUCUUGUGCUGUCUAUUGGGGAAACUGUUGAAGAAGUGACGGACUCUGGUUUCUUGGGGACCACGCCGACGCUGUGCUGCCACGCGCUGGGCAGCGAUGCUUUAGUGCAAGUGUACCCGGACGGUAUAAGACACAUAAGAGCAGACAAACGUGUCAAUGAAUGGAAGGCUCCGGGCAAGAAGUCCAUCGUGAAAUGCGCCGUCAAUCAAAGACAAGUCGUUAUUGCACUUACUGGAGGAGAACUUGUGUACUUUGAAAUGGAUCCUACUGGGCAGUUAAAUGAAUAUACAGAAAGAAAAAAACUAUCAUCAGAUGUGUCUUGUAUGGCGCUAGGAUCUGUAGCGACCGGGGAACAACGGGCUUGGUUCUUGGCUGUUGGAUUAAAUGACAACACUGUCAGGAUUAUUUCAUUAGACCCAUCGGAUUGUCUAGCACCUCGUUCUAUGCAAGCUCUUCCCGCUGGUGCAGAGUCUCUCUGCAUUGUUGAACAGCCAUUUGAAUCUGGUGCAAAAUCUGCACUACAUUUAAACAUAGGUUUAAGCAAUGGUGUACUUCUGAGAACAACUUUAGAUUCUGUCAGUGGGGAUUUAGCUGAUACAAGGACUAGAUACUUAGGUUCAAGACCAGUGAAGUUAUUCAAAGUGAGAGUGCAUGGUGCGGAGGCAGUUUUGGCUGUGUCGUCUAGGACUUGGCUGGGAUACCAUUAUCAAAAUCGCUUCCAUUUAACACCUCUCUCAUAUGAAUGCUUGGAGUAUGCGGCCGGUUUUAGUUCAGAACAAUGUGCGGAAGGUAUUGUCGCCAUUUCGUCGAAUACUCUAAGGAUUCUUGCAUUGGAGAAGCUGGGAGCUGUGUUCAACCAAACUUACCUGCCCUUAGACUAUACACCUCGCAAAUUCGUUAUUAACUCUGACAGCAAUCAUAUUAUAGUAUUGGAGACUGAUCACAAUGCAUACACUGAGGAAAUGAAAAAGCUAAGAAGAGUUCAAAUGGCACAGGAGAUGAGGGAAGCUGCGACGGGCGGAGGGCCGGAAGAACAACAGUUGGCCAAUGAAAUGGCAGAUGCCUUCCUAUCUGAUGUGCUGCCAGAAAAUGUAUUCUCUUCACCGAAAGCAGGAGCGGGUAUGUGGGCGUCUCAGAUCCGCGUGGUGGAGAUGGGCGGCGGCGCGGGCGGCGCGCAGGCCAGCACGCUGUACAAGCUGCCGCUGGAGCAGAACGAGGCGGCCGUGUCCAUGUGCAUCGUGUACUGGACUGCGCACGCGCACCUCGGCCUGCCGCACCUCGUCGUCGGCGUCGCCAAGGACAUGGUGCUCUCGCCCAGGUCCUGCAGCGAGGGCAGUCUGCAUGUGUACAAGAUAUUCUCCAGUACUGGCAAACUGGAACUAGUCCAUAAAACACCAAUAGACGACUACCCCGGCGCACUGGCCGCCUUCAACGGCAGGCUGAUGGCGGGCGUCGGCCGCAUGCUCAGGAUGUACGACAUCGGCCGCCGCAAGCUGCUCAGGAAAUGCGAAAACAGACACAUUCCAAAUCUAAUCGCCGACAUUAAAACUAUAGGCCAGAGAAUUUUUGUCGCCGACGUACAAGAAUCAGUAUUCUGCGUUAAGUAUAAGAAGAGAGAGAAUCAAUUGAUUAUAUUCGCCGAUGAUACAAAUCCGAGAUGGAUAACGAACACUUGUGUACUGGAUUACGACACAGUCGCGAUGUCCGACAAGUUCGGCAACGUGGCCGUCAUGAGGCUGCCGCACUCCGUCAGCGACGACGUCGACGAGGACCCCACCGGCAACAAGGCGCUCUGGGAUAGAGGUUUACUGAACGGAGCGUCUCAAAAGGGCGAGGUGGUGGUGAACUUCCACGUGGGCGAGACGGUGACGUCACUGCAGCGCGCCACGCUGAUCCCGGGCGGCAGCGAGGCGCUGCUGUACGCCACGGCGGGCGGCGCGCUCGGCGCGCUGCUGCCCUUCACCUCGCGCGAGGACCACGACUUCUUCCAGCACCUCGAGAUGCACAUGCGCAGCGAGAACGCGCCCCUCUGCGGCAGGGACCACCUCUCCUUUAGGAGCUACUACUAUCCGGUCAAAAACGUGAUAGACGGCGACUUGUGCGAGCAGUUCAACUCGCUGGAGCCGGCCAAGCAGAAGGCCAUCGCCGGCGACCUCGAGCGCACGCCCGCUGAGGUCUCCAAAAAACUGGAAGACAUUAGAACCAGAUAUGCAUUCUAAAGUGAUUACCUCUUAAUAACAUUAAGUAAUAAAAUAAGUUUAGUUCCUAA